AUGUUAGAUUUGCCAGGAAUCGUGAGUGGCGAUAAAGUUGGAUUUUUGGAUCCUCAUAAGGAGUGUUUUGGAAACGGUUAUUCUGGAGAGCAGUAUGUCAUCAAGUCAAGUUUGCUGGAUGGUGAAAUUCGCGAUCAGUUUAAACCUUUCCAGGGAGUAUUUGAUUUUGAUUUUCACAAAAAUUAUGAGUCGACUCUCUUUCGCUUUCCCCUACGUACUUGCCCGUCUAAGCUCUCACAAACAGAGUACACGAAAGAGAAAGUCGACAAGCUUUUUAGAUCCUUACAUGAAGAGGCAUCCAUUAUACUGUUGUUUAUGAAAAAUAUCCAGCACAUCAGUGUUCACGAAUGUAUUGAUGCUGACAAAGUCAAAUGCGUUUUCAAAGUAGAAAUUGCACCUGAAAUGUGUGAAUUUGUGAAGCAAGAAAGACAAAUGAUGCUCAAGAAUGCUGUUGAAAAAGAUCUUACCGAAUUAAGCUAUAUUGUCGACGUCUUCUUGUCAUCUGAAUCUGGGAAGAAGUGUUUCAAAUGGUUUGUACUUAACCAAAUUGGCUUGGCGGGAAAUGAAAGUAUGACAGAGCUUUCAGAAAAAUUAAGCCUGCUGCCAUGGGUUGGUUGUGAUGUUCCGUUAAACGAGAAUGCUCAAAAGGAAGACAGCGGUCGUAUAUUCUGUUUUUUACCCCUGCCACGUGAUGUGGAUUGUCAGACCGGUUUGCCUGUAUUGGUGCAUGGCGCGUUUGGAGUGACGGAUAACAGACGUGGUCUUCUGUGGCCUGGGAGUGAAUGUCAAAAUAAUGAAACUGCGGAGUGGAAUGUGCUAUUAGUAGCGAAAAUCUUAUCUUCUGUCAUCUACAAUGCUCUUAAAUCAAUUAUUACAGAUUGCCCAAUCACUGGUCUGAACGAGAUACAGAGACGUGAACUUGUGUACUCCAUUGUUCCGGAAUUAAACGGUGUUAUAGGCCACUGGAAUUCUUUACUAGACCCUCUUUUUCAAAAGUUAACACAACUGAAUCUAUUCCACGCUCAAUCCUCGAGUGGCACAUCUUGGAUAACCCUACAAGAAGGACUCCUGGAUCAAAUGGAAAAAGCCCUCGUGUUGCAAAAGACCAGAAACGCUGUCCUCGAAACACUAUUGAGAAAUUCCAAAGUAAUAAUAACAGAUCUGCCCGAUCAUGUGAGCGAAAUGGUUGAGAAAUACUUCGGUAAAAGACAAGAUAUUACCUCGGAAUUUUUUAGAAAUUUUCUAAGAAGUAAUUCUAUCCAGACAGCAUCCCAUGACGAUAAACUACUGUUGCUUGACUACGUUCUCCAUGAUGACCCACAGCCAGAAGAGCUUACAGGCAUUCCUCUACUUCCUUUGGCAUCUAGUAAGUUUGUUGCUUUUACCAGACAUCGUCAUGAUUCUGACCCAUCAUCGUCCAUCUUUGUGUCAGACGGUAGCUGUACUGAAGAUUUGCUGCCAAAUAUGGAAGAUCGCUUCUUAGACAAGAAUAUCUCUACAGAAACCUACGAGAAGUUGGUCACCAUGGCAACAGGUUUAUUGGAUGAAAUCAAGCCGACACAGAUGAUUACACUCACACCUGAGCUUGUCGUCGCAUGUUUGCGUUCAAGUCUUCCAGAUGAAUGGUUCAAUGCAAGCAACCAGAAAGACAUAAUUUCAUGGAACUCUGACAGUCCGAGGCAUCCGCCUGAGAAAUGGGUUAAUGAUAUAUGGCAUUGGAUCAAUGAUAAUUUUGAAUCUCUUGAGCAGUUCGAAGGGAUUCCACUAAUACCGUUACAAUCAGGUUUGGAGAAAGCACUCGGUGUUCUCUCAAAAAAAUCCAGAUUCAUAUUUAAUUCAGAUUCUUCUCAGAAUAUGCAGCUGCCUUCUCAAGUAGUUGGACUACUCAAAGCUGCUGGUUGUAUUGUGUUGCCCUGUACGUCGACGCUCUUAUAUGUGCGUCAUCCUGAUAUCAGCUCGUACAUAGCAUCUCCAGUGCCUGCCGAAGUUACGUUAAUGCUUGGCAAAUGUUCGAUGGAGUCUGCGGAUACCUACAUCAGGAGUUGUUCCAAGGACGCAAGAAAGAUUCUCCAAAGCUUCUUUUCUACCUCACAAGCGUUGUCGGAAGAGGAGAAGAACGUUUUACGCCGUUUACCUUUACUGGACACGGUUGAUGGUUCGUAUACAGCAGCCUUGGUAAGCGGGCAGUUUCUCAGUGUUGCGUCAUCGAAAUUCAAACUUCCAGAUGGCUUUAACUUUCGCAAAGCCAACCAAAUUAUCUCGUCUGCCGAACUUGAAUCGCUGGUUCGUUUGUUAGGUUUGGAGCCUAUUGAGCCGGCCGAUACUUUUUGCCAAUUUCUCUUUCCUGACAUUCAAACUCAGUCGGUUUACAGUCUGGAAGAAACAACUAGGAUCAUGUUGUGGAUUCUGGAAAGAAAAUGUGAGAUACAAAACGAGCAAUUCCUGAAGGAAAUCAAAGAUUUGUCAUUUCUUAGCACAAGAAACGGGGAAUUAAAGAAGCCGUGUGAACUAUAUGAUCCAAGUGAUCCUGUUCUAAUUCGUUUGUUCCUAGGGGAAGACAGCAAAUUUCCAUCAGAAGAGUUUUCUAUACUGAAUUCAAUCUUAAAAGAGUUGGGGCUUCGUGCACAAGACAUGAUUACCGCAUCGGAUCUUCUUGGUGUUGCUGAAAGAAUUGCGUUGUCAGAUUACCAUAGUGCGCUUGAGAAAGUCCAAGCAUUGGUUACAAUUUUUCAUCAGAGACCCGAAUUUCUUCAGUUACGUCUCGGUGGUAAUUCACUGAUAUCCAAAUUGGCUGAAUUCAAAUGGCUACCUCGCGCAAAGGAAUAUCCUCGCGAAACGGGUUACCCCAAUUUUAUGUGCAAUAAAUGGUACAGCAGUGAGACUAUAUUUUAUAAACCAGACGAACUAUUUCGCGAGUCUCACGCACUCCUUGUUGGAACGUCUGCACCGAUACUCGGCAUCAAAAUGAAUGAUGAUAUACAAAAUUCGCUUGGUAUUCAGAAACAGGUCAAUGUCAACAAAGUUAUCGAGCAUCUUAAAACAGCUAUCAGCAUUUGGCAAGAAGAAAAGCGACCAAAUUCUCAAUAUAAUGAAAUGCUCCAAACAAUCUAUCUAUAUCUUUCUAAAGUGCAUUCACAAGAUAUCAUAUCCGAAGCCAUUCAACGACAUGAUCUAGUGAAUUGGAUCUGGCAUGGAUCCGGUUUUUGCUCGCCGAAAAAAAUGGCUCUAGAAAAAGAUUUGCCAUUUGAGUUUCGGCCUCCACUUUUCUUACUGCCAGAUACUUUAAAUGACGGCGGAAUGCUCACAAGGUUUUUUGAAACCCACGGUGUGCGAGAACAGUUUUCUAAGGAAGAUAUCAUUUUGGUUUUGGCCGCCAUUAAAGAAGCGCACGAAGAUUCAACACGUCAGGUUUCUUCCAAAUGUCUGGAAAAAGAUUUAAAGUUUUGCCGCUCAAUACUAGAAUGGUUAGUUAACGAUGGACAAAGGUUAAGCGAAGAUCUACGAGCGAAAGUGUUUGUUCCAGUACAGAGCGAUGAAAACAAGUUGGUUUUAAAAGAAUGCGAGAAAUGUACGUACUGCGACCAGGACUGGUUGAAGCAUGGUAAAACUGAGUUGGAUAUUCCAGAUGAUUUCCAUCCUAUUCACGAGGAUAUUCCACCCAAACUGGCUAUCCUCCUUGGCGUACCUUCUCUGAGUUCUUGUUUACUCUCGUCCGAGUCUAUCGAGUUCGAACAGACGGGACCGUAUGAGCCGAUCACAACACGAAUCAAGAAUAUUCUUAAAGAGUACAAAGAAGGGGUUGGAAUCUUCAAAGAGCUAAUUCAAAAUGCUGACGAUGCAGGUGCUACUACAGUCAAGUUUUUGGUGGAUUGGAGGCAAGGUAAAACGGACAGUCUAUUUUCUCCCGACAUGGUCGACAGCCAAGGUCCAGCGUUGUGGGCUUACAAUAAUGCUGUGUUUACUGAUAAAGAUUUUGAGAAUAUCAACAAGCUAGCAGGAGGAACGAAAGUGGAGGAUCUUUCAAAGAUUGGUCGGUUUGGUCUUGGUUUUAAUGCUGUGUAUCACCUUACGGAUGUACCAAGUUUUAUCAGUAGAAACUAUCUGUGUAUUUUCGACCCAAAUGUCAAUCAUAUCUCAAAUCACAUUCGUGACAAAUCCCGACCCGGAAUUCGCAUUGAUCUUGCCAAGAAUUCAAGACCUUUGACAGCGUUUGCAGACCAGUUUUCUCUUUAUGAUGAAGUCUUUGGAUGCAAGACAGCCCUAAACAUUGGUGAGAAGUUUCAUUACCAAGGAACGCUAUUUCGGUUCUCUUUUCGCACAGAAUGUGAAGCAAAGAAUAGUGAGAUUUGCGAAACAGUUUACAAUCCCUCCAAAGUGAGAGAAAUCGUUCGCACUCUUCAACGAAGUGCCUCGCUCCUACUUCUGUUCACUCAAAAUGUUAAUCAUGUUGAACUACACGAACUUGGUUCAGCAGGGAAACCUCAAGACACAACUCUAGUACUUUCCAUCAACAAGGAAAUCCAAAACACAAAUACUGUAUCAGAGCCUUCCUACAUUAAGCAGUGCUCCGAGUGGUGGCAGAAAAAGUUAAAAAAGUUACCAUUGGAUGAAACCCCUUCAAGUUUGGAGCAGGUUAAAAUUGUGAAGAGGGAAAAUCCGUCAACAAUUACCGAUACCGAAACAUCUCUCGCCAAUAGCUGUAUGUGGCUUGUAUCAUAUUGUGUUGGAAAGGAUCGUUCAAUUAAGUUCGCCGCAGAAGAAGGACAAAAGGAUGGCUUGCUGCCACUUGCUGGUGCCGCAGCUUUAUUUCAAAGCAACUCAACCAAUAACAUGGUGGAUACCAAAAUUUUCGCCGCUGAACAAAUCGAAGGCGAAGCUUUCUGUUUUCUACCGCUCUCGAUUUCCACCGGACUACCUAUUCAUGUUAACAGCUCCUUCGCCGUUCGCUCAAAUCGCGAUGGAAUCUGGGAAAAGACAACUGCAGAGGAAAACCCAGAAUCUCGUUGGAACGACUGCCUUUUACAAGACGCGAUACCGGAGGCAUAUUUCAUGCUACUUUCUAGAUUGGUGGAUUUGUCAAAAAGUGGUUUCUUAUCACAGUUUGAUCAGCGCUUUCAUGAUUUUUGGCCACGUCUUGUGAACUGUAGAACGUCAUGGAGUACUCUCGUUUCGAGUUUCUAUACAAAGAUGGUACAGCGAGAUUUGAAGUUAUUUUGCAGCAACGGAGAGUGGAUGAGUAUUACUGAUGGAUAUAUCUUGGAUGAUGAACUUCGAAAGUAUCAGGAUGACAGAGUAAUUAAAACGUUGCAAAGUCUUGGUAAAUACGUUUUUGAUCUUCCAUCCGAUGUAAUCAAUGCAAUGAAAAAUUCCGUUGAUAGUUCUGUCAGUACUGUUCUUAAGGACCGAACCUUAAGCCUUCUGUCAUUCUUCGAGCAUUUCUUGUUCCCAAAUUUACCCUCCAUCUCAGCUUACCUGCGAAAUCCUAUUGUACACCAUGGACUACAUUACAUCUUCCAGGAGUCAAGAGAAGAUUGGAGGCAGCUUGAGUCUUUGUACAAGAAGUCUGCAUGCAUUCCGUGUUCUCCCGAUGGCCAAAAACUAGCACGACCGUGUCGUCUAAUCAACCCGAAUGUUGAAAUUAUUGCAGUUUUGUAUUCGCCUGAAGAAAAUCGAUUUCCUUUUGGAGAGCUCAAUAAUAGUCAACUGAAUGCCCUAGAGAAGCUUGGAAUGGUUAAAGAUCUGUUAAGUUGGAACGAAAUUUGCGGACGUGCGAAGUCUAUUGAGGAGUUAGCAAUGAAAGACAAAGAAGCAGCAUUACAGCGCUCGCGAUUUCUUAUCAAAUACCUACGCUACAAUAUUGGAUAUCUGGAAGAAAAGCAGGGUAGUUUGAGUAGUCACCUUCUUCAGAACAUAAAGUUCUUACCAGUGCGUCUCACUCCUCCAGCGACUUAUAAACUCCCAUGGAAAGGAGCUGAGUUUCAUACCAUAGAAUUCCGUAAUCCUAGUGACCUUUUCUUGCCGAAAAAUGUCAAUCUUACUGGCUCAUCUUGUUUAAUCGUGGAUGAUACUGACCAAAAUGGAUGCGGUUCGCUGCAAGGCCUCGAAAAUGUGCUCAGUUUCUCAGAACGUCCAAGUUGCCAGCAUGUGUUGCAACAGUUGGAAAUCACCAGAGAAUCAAAUGCGGACGACAACGUGAAAAUUACAGUUUGCAAACUGGUUUACAGACAUCUUAAUGACGAAUUAACCAAGAAUCCAGAUGCUGAAGUUAUUGAAAAGCUUCAAAGUAUGGCGUGGUUGUUUCUUGAUGGAAAGUUUGUUGAGAACAAAAUGAUCGCGUUGGAUUGGAAAGGAUACGCCGUCCCGUUCCUGUACAGUGUAACUGACGAAUACAAACGAGAAUUUGCAGAACUUCUCAAAAUAAUAGGCAUAAAGAAAGUAUUUACACCCAGAGAUUUUCUCCAAGCACUGGAUUCCCUCCGAGAAUCUAAGAAAGAUUCCUGCAUGAAACGUAACGAUAUAGAUCUGGUAAUGACUUUGAUCAACGAACUGAAAAACCACCACGAUGCUUCUGUGGAACAACGAGUUGGUACAAUCCCACUGCCUGACACCCAAGGUGUGUUAUUCAAUAGCGAAGAUCUAACAAUUCCUGAAAGUUUUCGUGUGAAAUAUGGUAGAAAUGAGCGCUACAUUCAUUCGGAUAUUAACCAAAACAUUGCCCUCAAGCUUGGAGCGAAAUCAUUGCGCACUAGAAGAAGAGAGAAGUAUAGUAACACGAUGUCUAUAUCUUCUUUUGGGCAAAUUGAGAAACUAACCGAUCGAAUAAAGAACAUCCUAAAAUCAUACCCUUGCGAUGUCGGCAUCCUGAAAGAACUCGUUCAAAACGCAGAUGACGCGAAGGCAACUGAAGUACAAUUCAUUUACGACAAGCGAACACUUCCCCAUGAGCGCGUCCUUCAGGAUAACGCGAAGAAAAUCCAAGGACCAGCAUUAUGUGUUUACAACAACAAGUAUUUCAGCGAACAUGAUUUCGACGGAAUUUGCAAACUUGGAAUUGGAAGCAAACAAGAUGACCCUGCAAAAACAGGUCAGUAUGGGAUUGGAUUCAACGCUGUCUACCAUUUAACGGAUUGUCCAAGUUUCUUGUCAGACGAUAAUAACGAUAUUACACUAUGUAUCCUUGAUCCACAUUGUGAAUACAGUCCUGAAGCAACCCAGGAAGCUCCCGGUGGAAGAUACGACAACAUUGACGACGACUUUAAAGACAUCUUUUCUGAUACAGUUAGCGGUUACCUCGGAGACUUCGGUGAUCAUUUCCCUCUGAAAGGUUCCACUAUGUUUCGACUUCCAUUGAGAACCGAUGAGCAAUCAAGAACAUCAAAAAUAUCAAACCGUCCUGUUGCGAAUAAAGACAUGAUGGGUCUGUUCAGCAAAUUUCAAAAUGAAGCGAAAAAGUUGUUGCUUUUCCUCAAUCACGUUAAGAAAAUUGGUUUGUGGGAAAUCGAUGAGAAUUGUGAGUUGAAACAGUUCUACUCUGUGGGCUCUCUGCUUGAACAAAAGAAUGAGAAGAAACUACCUGAGCUACAUUCUCACUUGCAAUUCUAUAAGAAUGUAGCAACUUCCGCUGUGCCCAUUAAAGACACGACGUAUACCAUCUGUAUUCAGGACACUGGCAAAUUAGAGGAAAAUUGGCUUAUUCAUCAAAGAUUUGGCAUCAAUACUGAAACAAGAACAGAAGAACAAACUCCAAACGUUUGUGAUCUUGGUUUGUUUCCCGUGGUGCCGUUGCAGCACUCUUAUCAGCGAAUCAUGGUCGCAGUCGCAGCGAAGAAUAUGUGGCUUACUGUUUCCUGCCUUUGCCCGUGA
Molecule: messenger RNA, 7863 nt
Organism: Paramuricea clavata
Lineage: Eukaryota; Metazoa; Cnidaria; Anthozoa; Malacalcyonacea; Plexauridae
Source: the annotation of a GenBank genome assembly